Amborella trichopoda is the source of this 1764-nucleotide messenger RNA. Lineage: Eukaryota; Viridiplantae; Streptophyta; Magnoliopsida; Amborellales; Amborellaceae. The record is from RefSeq and is a predicted model, not a curated record.
UCUCUCUAAAACUCGACGCUGGUGCUUCUAUAUUUGGCCCUGGUCUGCCUCCUCUAAAAACAUAUCCUGUCCCUCUCAAUCUUUCUGAAAACUCCAUCGAGACGUUCUCAUGGAAGGCAGAAUUGGAGUCGCUGAUACCUCAGCGAACGGACAAACCCAUGAUGCUCAUGAGAAUGUUAAUGGAGAUCCAGUUCCUGAGAAUGGCCUGUAUCGACCUUAUAUACAAAUCCCAAACCAGUGCAAUACUUGUAUGGUUGAUCAACCUAGGGCUUGUCAGGAAACCUUAACUCUUUCCGAGAACGAACGUCGAGGCCGAGCCUCUUCUCAUUUUCUGCAACUGCUUGGGGGUGCUGAUGAAGUUCCUAAGUUGUUCCAGUGCUUUGUUUGCCUGGAACUUGUGUUCAAACCAGUUGUACUUGCAUGUGGGCACCUUUCUUGUUUUUGGUGCAGUCACAGAAUCAUGAACUCCCUUGGAGAGUCCCAUUGUGCUAUAUGCAGGAGAUCUUAUAUUCAUUUUCCUAAUGUCUGUGAAGUGCUUCACUUUCUUGUCAUGAAAAUAUUCUGUGUGGCUUACAAAGCAAGGGCAAAACAAGUGCUAGAAGAAGAAAAAAAGCGGGAUGUGUUCUCACCUCAGUUUGAUGAUAAUCUAACCAUAGAAAGUGCACAAAAUGACAGUAUUGAAGAGAAGAGUCUGAACAGUUGGACCUGUAAAGAGGUUUCCACCAAAGAUGCAUUGUGCCUCAUGUGCAAGGAGCUGCUUUAUCGACCUGUUGUUCUUAAUUGUGGCCAUGUAUAUUGCGAGUUCUGUGCAAUUGGCCUUCUGGACAAGAAUUUGAAAUGUAGAAAAUGUCUAUGCUUGCACCCUGGAGGGUUCCCCAAAGUUUGUUUAGAGCUGGAGCACUUCUUAAAGGAGGCAUUUUCUGAGCAAUAUGCACAUAGAAGAAAUGCUGCAAUUUUAAAACUCGUAUUUCAGCAUCAAUAUGAUCGUCUUCUUCGCCAUAAACAUGAGGAUACAUCUACUUCAAAAAAGGAGGAUGAUGAAAUGCCUAAAAACACAUCGGGUCCACAUGCGUUUCAUUUCGGAGUUGGAUGUGAUUCAUGUGGGAUGUAUCCAAUCAUCGGGGAAAGGUACAGAUGCAAAGAUUGCCAUGAGAUCAUAGGCUUCGAUUUGUGUGGGUCUUGUUAUAACACAAAUUCGAAGCUUCCAGGCCGGUUCAAUCAGCAACAUAGGCCCGAACACCUGUUCGAACUCACUCCACCAAGAAGGCUUAAUGGUGCCUACCUCCAAUCCCUGAUGGAAGGACCUUUGCUCGAUGUGAUGGCCCUCAUGUAUGAGUUAUCUGAUAACGGUUCAGACCCUAGAAUUAUAUCUGAAGAUGAUAAUAUCACUGAAGACCCAGAAGAUAAUGGGUCAGAACAUUUAGACAUGUUUGUGGAUAAUAGCACCCAGGGCCAGGAAGACAGAGAUGAUAGUACAUGAAAAGCCAUGAUUGAAGGUAUUUGUAGGCCCAUAUGCAUCUUACCUCUUUGCCCUUUUAUCCUUUUAAUAGCAAUUUUAGGAACAGGUAAAGUGUACACUAUUAGAGCUGUUCGUAUUUUAUUUUUAUUUAUCAAUAUGAUAUGUUUGUUUGUUUUUUUAUAGUUAUAAGUGAGUGAUUUAUGCCAAUAUAUGUCUUUGAGUGCCAAAAUAAUCUUUUGUUGAUUUUGGAACAUAGACUUAUUCUUUUGGUGUAAAUAGCCAUAGCUGUUUGAAAUUGUUGCAUC